Molecule: messenger RNA, 6291 nt
Organism: Symbiodinium sp. CCMP2456
Lineage: Eukaryota; Dinophyceae; Suessiales; Symbiodiniaceae
Source: the annotation of a GenBank genome assembly
AUGGAUCCGCAGUGGUCAGCUCUAGCAGAUGUCCCUGGGAACGGGAUUGAUCCCCCCUCUGGUGCUGGCACCCCGGAGAGACAGAUCGCGAAAGAGCCUCGUGAUAUGGAAACCUCCACCGAGCUGCCGAAGCACAAGCGAGCAUUUUGCGCCGAACGUGUCUAUGCGGAGCAAGUCAUGCACGAACACAUUGACUUGCGCGCAAGACCGCCUCCGUGCAUUGAGCAACGGCCCGUGAAGACGGUCUCCUUUACUCAUGCCAGGGUUAGCCAACAGUUCAAAAAUGGAUCGAGCUUGGCAAAGCUUUUGGGUGAUCUGAGGCGGGGUAGAGUGAACCCGGCAGUCGACUCCAGACUGCAGCUUGAUGUGUGUCAACUCCGUGGCAAGAUACGAUCACUGAACAAUCGGCGAUUGUGGGUGUUGAAGGAGUUCCAGCGAGAACAGGAUGAGAAAGGCUGCAACGUAUGCGUUUCCGUGAAUGUGCAUCCACUCUGCAGGGGCACAGCCAAGUUCAUCCAGGACCUCUGUCAAGAACGGUCUCCAUCGACAAGUCAAUCAGCUGUACAUCCAGAGGCAGCCGAGGCACGUGCGACGUUGCAGGACAUCAUCAUUGAACGGGAAGGGGUUAGGGACUGGGGGCUCCUGGGGUUCGCAGAGAUCCAGAGCCAAGUGCCAGUCGGCGACCUGACCUGUGUCGGAGCGGCUCCGCAGCCUGCUAAGCGCCGGCGCAUCAGCCACGCUGCGCCGAGUGCUGCGGGCUUGAAGCAAGACAAUGCCGAUGUCCGUGAUUGCUUCUCGGGCUCCGUCGUCGAUGUUGUCAAAUUUGGAUCCAAGCUGCAUGUCGUGGAUCGGGAACUCUUCAACACCUUGCAAGGAUUUCAAUUUCGCCGUGUGGAGAAGGUGCGUGUGAUUCCCCUGUGCCCCUGGACAUCCAAGUUCGUCCUGGCAAAUAGCAGCCAGAAUGAUGGGACGAGCGUUGAAGUCCGCGGAACCUUUGCCCAGGAUGGCGAAUGGACGCUGGGACAAAUCGUCGAGCUCUUGCUGGAAUUGGCCAACCACCUCUGGCAGCAAGUCGGAGGCUACAAGUCGCUCGGUGCUUACUUGGACACAUACUUCCGCCUUCUUCGCGAGGAUUGCACGGCGGCCAUCCGCAACUCGCUUGCAGAUGUGCGUGACCACGGGAAGGAGGCGGACGCGGUUAAGAAGGACAACAAUGCUUUCCGGGCUACCCUCAAGGGCUUUACCGUGGGGCACUGCCAGGAAGGUGUGGUCGACAGCCGAAUCAAGGUAGUCCUCAAAAUUGAUCCCAUGCUUACACGAGCACGAUGGGAGCUUCGAGCUGCCAAGUGCUUCAUGAGCGGCAAUCUGGUUGCAUGUGUUUGCAACGAAGAUUUCGAUCAUCCAAUUUGGAUGCUGGCCGCUCGCCGCGAUCUGAACAGAUCGAGUGGUAUAGUGGCACUCGACUUUUAUGUGGAUGCCAGAAGCUGGUCACAAGCGUCCAUGGAAGCCAGCCAGGUGGCAUACGUAUGGAGCGCAGCAAAGCUGACCUUGGUAGCGUCUCCAACUUACUUCCGGUCGUUUGAGCCGAUCCUCCGCCGACUGCAGGCCACAGAGGAGGUCGGCUUGCCUUUCCAGGAAGAGUUGGUGCACUGCAAGACUGCAGCAAAACGGCCAUUGAGCUUAUGUGCUGCAGACGCCGUUGACAGGAUCCUGGUGUUUUCGGGCCCGGAGCUGCACUCGGAUGUCUCCUACCAGCUUGUGGGCAUCAGUGCUCCGACCGAGAUGCGUGCAUGGACGCUGGGCAAACAGACCACAGUUUGUUGCCCUUCUGGCCGGUCUCUCUUCGACAUCAGCUGGAACGAUUUGUUCAAGAAGUUUCGCAUUCGCAACUGCGCUGGCCACCAGAUUCUGAUUGUUUCCGGCGAGCAGACUGGAAAGGCAGCAUCUUGCGACUUGGCCACCGGAAGCGGAGAUGAAACCGGGGAUGAAGCUUCCGCGGUUGCCAAUGUGAUCCAAAGCGGGGCUGAAGCACACGUGCCAGUUUGCUGCGACGUGGUCAUCCAGACCGAGCCAUCAAAGGAGCUUCGAUAUCGAAUCCUUCCACGCCGCGGAACCGUUCACCAACUUUGCAUGGAGCUGGAAACUGCCAUUGGGCGAGCAUGCGAGCCGUCCUCGAUGAAUACUUCUGCGACUACUUGGGACAAAAGCCAGCUGCAGGCGGCGCACCACGCCCUGCACUGCCGCGUAUCCCUCAUCCAAGGCCCACCAGGUACAGGAAAGACGUUCAUUGGUUACAAGCUGUUACAGAUGCUGGUGAGGAAGUCUCGAGUCCUCGUGCUGACGUACAAGAAUCAUGCACUGGACGACUUCUUGCAACAUUGUGUGGAGGGGCAGUACACCAAAACGAUGGCCAGGGUUGGCCGGAACAGCGCGGACUCUGCGGAGUUGCAGGCAUGCAAUUUGAGAAGCCUCAGGAAGAAGCUCGCAAAGACUGCUGACCAGGCGCAGCAGGACCCUGCCAUGAAGGAACUGCGGACGCACAUGAUUCAAUCAAAGGUUGAUGUGAAGGGCAAGCAGAGCGAGUUGCUGAACGCCAUGGAGAAGUUUCGGAACCGAGGAGUUCAUUCCGUUGAUACUUUCCUCAGCAGCAUCCGCGGUCAUCAGCUCGUUCAAUUUUGUCGACAUUCCCCAAGCAGGGGCAGGAAUGUCGAGUGGCUUCGGUGGACCUUGGAAAGAUAUCGAAACUACUUGCGCAAUUGGCCAGAUGACCUUCUGCGAAUGCUGCGCUCUGAAGUUCAGCUGGAUGCUCUUGACUGGCAAGAAGACCCUGUGGAGACUUCCCGUCUGCAGCAGGACUGUCACUGGAUGCGGUCUGCACUCGAGGAAGUGCUGGCAGAAUGGUAUCCUGAUCAAGACAUGGUCACAGAAGCUGCAAGCAUGCUCUUCAGCGAAGCCGGGUUGAUGCUGCCCGAGGACUCAGACCAGGUGAUGGGCGCACAUGGUUAUGAGACUGUUCAGGUGCAAACCGCCGAGGAGUGGCAAACAGUUGCCCGCGCCUUGAGCAGCAACUUUGAGUUGCAGCAUCCUAUCGCCUUGCGGAUGGAUACUAGACUGGAAAAGGGCUGGGUUUUGCGCGAAAUGAUGGAUCCAGCGACUGGACACAUGCUGCCGGUGCAAACACCAGAGCAUCUGCCAGUGAACCUUUGCUUUGAGGCCGACGAUGAGGCUGAGCGAGAACUUCAGGCAGAGAUCGAAGCAGAGCGCAGCAAUGGGCCAAGCGAUGGGGGGGAAGGUCUCAGCAAGGACGAGUGGCGGGCCAUGGUGUCCCGACAGCCGUCCUUCCAGCAAUGGCAGCGCCACAUCCGCAUGGAGCAUCUCCCUAAGGAAGGAGCUGCGCAGAUGAGAACUGACCCCAGAGAACGUGCGAUCUGGGAUGCACCAAACCUUUUCCAGCUUUCGAAAUUGAAUCGAGCACGCUUGGUGGCGCAGCACAUCGCUCAGCAAGCAGCCACCCGCCGUCAAGAUCUCGAAGUCGCCUUGACGACCCUAACGCAAGCAUGCGAGGAAGAGGAGUCAACUGAUGUUGCCAUGAGUGCCCGGGUUUUGAAGAACAAGAGAAUCGUGGGUAUGACGAUCACCGGUGCCUCCAUCAACUCCGCCCUCAUUUCACAGCUCAAACCGGAUGUGGUCCUCGUGGAGGAGGCUGCAGAAGUCUUGGAGCCUCAAAUUCUCGCGGUGCUUGGUCCGUGGGUCAAGCAUUUGAUCAUGAUCGGAGACCACAGACAGCUACCGCCACCCGUGGAGACAUACGCUCUGAGGCUGAACAACCUAUUCGACGUGAGCAUGAUGGAGCGCCUUCUUGAAAACGGGCUGCCCAACGUUGAGCUUCAAGCGCAAGGGCGCAUGCUCCCUGGACUCUCCAAGCUCUUGAAGUCGAUUUACCCGCAUCUGAAGGACAAUACGAUGGUCACUAGCAAGCUUGUUGCUCCAGCCUGCGUGGCUUCAGAAGUCUUUUUCUGGCAUUGCCCACAUCCAGAAGAAGAGGGUGAGCGCAGUCACGUCAACAAACGCGAGUGUGACAGGGCUGUGCAACUGGCUCGCUUCUUCAUUUCCCAGGGCUACAAACCGAAGCAGAUCACGGUGCUGGCUCCAUACCAGGGUCAGGUGGCUCUGAUCAGAAACACCUUGCGAGAGGAAAUUCCCAAGUUCUUGGCAGAAAUGGGUCAAGAGCAGCACCUGAGCCCCUUUACAGCUCACAUUGACCCAGUGCUUCUCAAGCGUGGAAACCGCGUGGACAUAACUGCUGCCACGGUCCGCCAAGAGAGAGUUUACUCUGUGGACGGACAGUCGGCGCAACCAGGAUGCUACCGUGCGACCCUCACGGGCACGCACCACGCAUCUGCAAAGGACGAUUUCGUUGAGGUGCAAUUGGUGCCAGAUGCGGUGCAGCCGGACCAGAUGCCAGAGGUCAGUUCCAUUGACAGGUACCAAGGAGCUGAGAACGACGUCGUUAUUGUGUCUUUGGUCAGAUCCAACCAACAGAAUAGAUUGGGUUUCCUUGGCACCGAUGAUGGCAAGAACCGCAUGUGCGUCGCACAAUCUCGUGCCCGGUGCGGCAUGUACUUCAUUGGAAACGAAGCUUGCCUUCGGACUUCACCCCAUUGGUGCGAAUUCCUUGACAAGUUACAAGAGCGAGGGUGUGUGGGAAGCAAGUUUCCACAAAGAUGUCCUCGCCACAGGCAUGUGCAGAAUGAUGCUCUGGAGGCAGAAGAUGUGUGCACAACUCAAUCGGCAGUUUGUGGGGUGCUCUGUGGGACGCAAUUUGCCUGUGGUAUUCCAACGCACACUUGCAAGCGUCCAUGCCAUCCAGAAGAAGACGGGGACAGUCACAGUGCCUCGAGGUGCGACCACAUUAGCGCAGUGGUCUUUAACUGCUCGGAGUCGCCAAAUCACGAGUUUCAAUUGCCUUGUCGCGAACGUACGAAGCACAAGUUCUGCCCUUACAAAGAGCCACUUUGUUGUCGACGAUUUGCUUCGCACAAGCUCACACGCAUAUGUGGCCAGAAGAAGGAGGACGUGUUGCGUUCUUGUGAGAAGCCUUGUGAAUCGAAGCUUGGCUGUGGCCACCUUUGCCCCAAGAAGUGCUUCGAGCCUUGCAUACAGGAGGCGGAGUGCGUAAAGAAGAAGCCCUUUGACUGUCCGAGCUUUCCUGAGAAGCACUCCAAGAUACAGCUCGCUUGCAAUUCCACUCCAGAACAAGUGGCUGCCGGUUGCACAGACCGAUGCAGCCGGAAGUUGCCCUGCGAACACUACUGUCCCAACAAAUGCGGAGAGCCCUGUGCGACUACAUGCCACAAGGCCUGCCGAAAGGAGCUUGGUUGUGGCCACCUUUGUCCCAAGAAGUGUUUCGAGCCAUGCAUACAGGAGGCGGAGUGCCUGCAGAAGAAAAACUUUGACUGUCCAAGCUUUCCUGAGACACAUUCCAAGAUACACAUCGCUUGCAACUCCACUCCAGAACAGGUGGCUGCCAAUUGCAGGGACCGAUGCAGCCGAUACAGCUCGCUUGCAAUUCCACUCCAGAACAAGUGGCUGCCGGUUGCACAGACCGAUGCAGCCGGUGCGGAGAGGACCGUCGAUAGAAUGCUUGGUGUCAUGCUGCUUUUGUUCGUGCUGCAGAAGCCAGAACAGAAGCAAAUUCAAGGACCCGUGGCUUUUCAGGGCUGCUUCUCCGCGACGGAUCUAGUGAGUGCAAGUGUGAAGCGAUUUGCGAACGAGAGCUUCCUUGCGGCCAUCUGUGUGGCCAUUUAUGUGGACGUUUCUGCUACGAACCCUGUGGGCAAGUUUGCCUCGGUUGCGACGCCGGCAUCAAAGGCGAAGCGGUACUUGGACCCGAGUGCAAGCUUCAUGGACGUGUGCAGUGAUGUAUCUAAGGUCUCUCGUGAGCAGCCGCCGGCCGAGGAGGCCCUCCGUGGAGUCAUCCGCAAGGCUUUCGAGGCGAGUCUCGAAGACGUGCCAACUGCGCCCUGGCCAGGCGAAGCCACCAACGAAGGCGAGGCCAGCAACAAAGCCUAUGCCGCGACCUGCCGGAUAUGCCGGAACGGGCGAUCAAGCACGGAACUCAGGUUGGGGGAUGCCAGCUGUUGCUUCAUCAUCAUUCCAGUCGGGGGAGGGCGUUUGAAUGACUGCCUAGGCGACCAGCAGUUAGUUGUAGCGUGGAUUGCAGGAGUCGCAGGAGUCAAAGACGCAAGCUUUGAGAUGCGUGCGAAGUUUGCACUUCUACCGGAAUUUUAA